Messenger RNA from Helianthus annuus (common sunflower), 1251 nucleotides. RefSeq names its product fibrous sheath CABYR-binding protein-like. The coding region runs from base 1 to 1251 and encodes 416 amino acids. The transcript is spliced from 4 exons. NCBI's taxonomy places the organism in Eukaryota, Viridiplantae, Streptophyta, Magnoliopsida, Asterales, Asteraceae. The record is from RefSeq and is a predicted model, not a curated record.
AUGGACGUCGCUCACCACCGUUUUGAGCGUCUUCUCGUGCGGGUGAUCCAGGGUGAUAUACAGACGGCUAUCGCGCGUGGUGAGCAGCCAUUGCCGAUACCGCCGUUGUCGCCUGUCCGUGGAGAGGAUACGGAUCAGGGGGCAGGGGCCUCUGAUCCUCAUAGGGCGGGGCCCUCAGAGCACGAGGUCUAUACUUCCGACACUACCAGUACCGAUGAUGACGACUUUCAGCCAUUUGCGCUACCUGAUGUCGUAGAGCCUGCUGAUGGCCAUCCUGUCGGGGACUUACCACUCGCGGCGAUCCCUGCUCCUGUACCCCUUGCUGCAUAUCCAGUUGUUGACAUGCCACUCGAUGUUGUUUCUGACGACGACGUCGACCUAUUUGAGGAGGACCCACCUAAGGCAGACCAGGAGGGCGGGGCCCCUAUCGAUGCUGAUGUCAUCUUACCCAUUGCUGAUGCUCCUGCAGAGGAGGCUUCUGUUCAUUCACCUAUCCCAGACUCAUUUGAGUCUGUGGCGUCCGCAUCUUUGCACACUCAGGGAGAGCAGCAUCACUCUCACGACGCCGACCCUGACAUGGCAUCAUCAGUUGCACCUACUCUCGCACAUGACUUUGAGUUUGAUCACGAUGAUAUUGAGUUCAUUCACUUAGAUCAACCCCUAGAGGAGCCUGUAGCCCCCAUCGAUCCUUUGUUUGAUGAUCCAGCUGAUUUUGAUAUGGAGUUUGUUGAUCCGGAGCCUGUUGUGGCCCCAGAGCCAGUCAUUGCUCCUGACCCUGCAUUAGAGCAUGACCCUGCUCAUGACGAUGCACCCUUUGUUGCUGAUCAUCCUGUUGCUGCUCCACUGUUGGUGGAUGAUCAUGUUGCUGACGCUCCUGUUGACGCUCCACUCUUGAUGGAGGAUCCUGAAAUACCGCCGCCGCGUCCUGGAGAGGGGUCGUCUAGGCAGCCGCCUAUUCCUGUUCCACCUAUGUUGUUAUCUCCUUUUCCAUUUGCAUCACAGAUUCCUUCUGUUGCACCACCUUCAGCACCAUCAUUUGUAGGGUCGAGUAUGAUCUCACUGAGGAGUCAAUAUAAGCUAGAGUCUGCUAAAAAUGUGGCGGAAACACAUUUUAACAUGAUACGAAGAUAUACGGUACAGAAAGGAGUAGAAAACAGACAGAUAUUCACUUUAAUCACUUUACUUUCACUUGAUAACAAUUGCCAGAAGGUCAGCAGUUCAACGUACAAUCCAGGACAACGUUACAAAUGA